AUGCCUGCAUUUGAAGCUGAAUCGGUGUGCGGAAUAACAGCAGCAGCAGGAGUGCACGAGGUGAAAGAACGCAGUUCUACACUGCGAAAGUUUGCGGCAGAGUUCUUAGGAACGUUUAUAUUGGUGCUCGUCGGGUGCGGUUCCACCACUGUGGCUUGGUCCGACGGAUACAAGCCAACAACAGUUCAAAUUGCCCUGGCGUUUGGGCUGACUGUUGCGUGUGUUGUACAGAGUCUGGGCCAUGUCAGCGGCGCGCACGUGAAUCCGGCGGUGACAGUGGGGUUGCUGACGGCCGGCCACGUCUUCCUGCUGAGAGCCCUCUUAUACGUGGUGGCCCAGUGCGCCGGCGCCGUUGCUGCAGCCCUCGUCCUAAAGGCGCUGACACCUGAAGAGUCUGCAUCCACUUUGGGCUUGACGGCGGUGAGCCCACACCUUACGCUGACGCAGGCAGUCUUCGUGGAGGCGAUAAUAACUUUCGUGCUGGUUAUAACUGUGUGUGGCGCCUGCUUCGGGGAGAGCGCGGAGGCGAGGAGUGGUACUCCCUUCGCCAUAGGCCUAUCCAUAACGGCCUGCCACCUAUUCGCGAUGCAAUACACUGGCGCAGGCAUGAACCCAGCGCGUUCUCUUGGGCCUGCUAUGCUGAAGUGGCAGUGGGACAAUCACUGGAUCUACUGGGUGGGACCACUUGUCGGAGGCAUUGCAGCUGGCGUCAUGUCCAGGUGCUUGUUCACAAAGAACACUACAGAAGCAGCACCUGCUGAGACCACAGCUAACACUGAACGUGAACCUUUAUUACCAUAG
Molecule: messenger RNA, 801 nt
Organism: Schistocerca americana (American grasshopper)
Lineage: Eukaryota; Metazoa; Arthropoda; Insecta; Orthoptera; Acrididae
Product: aquaporin AQPAe.a-like
Exons: 6
Coding region: 1-801 (266 amino acids)
Biological process (GO): transmembrane transport
Cellular component (GO): plasma membrane
Molecular function (GO): water channel activity
Source: RefSeq, a predicted model, not a curated record